Molecule: messenger RNA, 7191 nt
Organism: Myripristis murdjan (pinecone soldierfish)
Lineage: Eukaryota; Metazoa; Chordata; Actinopteri; Holocentriformes; Holocentridae
Gene: tbc1d4
Product: TBC1 domain family, member 4
Exons: 24
Coding region: 740-4513 (1257 amino acids)
Source: RefSeq, a predicted model, not a curated record
CCGAAGCGCACGGCCGCUCCGCCUCCAAGGCGUUGUGGAUGGAAGGGAUCGCUGUCGGGGAGACUGCACCAAAGCGAUAAACAGGCAUCUAUAUAUGCCUUUACAGACACAGUUUACAAAGGAAAAUGCGAGGCAGCGAGAGUGACAUGCAACAGGACUUCAGGGAUACAACAAAUAAACGCGUCGCCCAGCUUUGCGCGCAAGAGAGAAGCAAAGUCCAAGAAGUGUAAUUUGUGGGCGACCACUGUUUACACUGGAGGCUUCCAACGCCACGUUUUAGCAAGCAAGGUUGGGAAACUACAGUGCAGGUUUGUUUAGCGCUGUGCCCACUGCUUAUCCACAUAGUGAAUGAGCAAACUGCAACUGCACGGCCGUAUAAGUAAAUUUAGUUGACAUCCUUGCAGGAAAAAUACCGGAUUGUUUUGAGGGGCGUUUGUGGAUAAGAAGGGCUGUUGCACGGGUCGACACGAGGAGCACAUGUUGGUGUCUGUGUGUGUGUGUGAGUGUGAACUUCUACAGGGAACAUGGACGUGCACACUGUUACCAACUAGCCACAACUUGGAAGGAGAGACGGGCCAGUCUCGGGUGCUCAGAUUUGCGCUUGCCCUUGGCACGACAAAAUGACAAAUCUGCGUCCGCAAUUUUUAAAGUAGCAUUCAAAUCAGUGAAAAGUCAGCCUCAUAUCGUUGUCAUCGGGCUUCAGGACAUCGAGCCUCUGGCAGAAGUCUGCUCGGUCGACAUGGAGUGUCAAGACGAGAAGGUCAGUGACGCCCCGAAGUCAGACAAAAGAUUCAGCCUGACUUACGUCGGCUGGUCGUCUCUGGACAGGCGGACCACCCUGCCCAUGCUGCCGUGGCUGGUUGCUGAGAUCCGGAGGAAGAGCGAGAAGAGUGACUGCGGUACCCAGGUGCAGGCUAGAGAAGUUCAGCUGGUCCUGAUCCCCCCCUUCAUCCGAUGCGUCCCGUCCAACAACAGCAGCUCCUCAGUCUUCAUAUUCGAGCAUAAAGCGCAGCUCAUCUCCCGGUUCAUCCACAACAGCAAUGACCUCACCUACUUUGCCUAUCUGCUGCGGGGCCAGCCUGACAACCCCGAGUCCGAGAUGUCCUGCCAUGUCUUCAAGGCCUGCGACCCCAACCAGGUUCCUGAGGUGAUCAGCAGCAUUCGCCAAGUAUCCAAAUCAGCCCUGAAGGAAGAUGCCAAGGCCAAGCAGGAGGCAGAUGAGGCCUUCUACAAUUCCCAGAAGUUUGAAGUGCUUUACUGUGGCAAGGUGACAGUUGCGCACAAGAAAGCUCCAUCCACCCUCAUUGACGACUGCAUUGGUAAGUUUCGCCAGCAUGAAGUGGAGCGCAAACGCCUGCGACUGCUCAGCGGCCAGCGAGGCUCCACGGAGAGCGCCCCCCUGGAGUUCACCAUGGGCGGAGAAGGAGACCCCCUCUCCUCCACCCUGAAUGAGAGUCUGGAGGAUCCCGACAGCCCCGAAGUGGAAGACAUGGCCAAUGGUGGAGGUAAGGGCCUGUCCAGCAGUUCCAGUCACGGCAGCCUGAGGGGAGCGUUCCCUGAGUGCAUCCUGGAGGACUCCGGUUUCGAGGAACAGCAGGAGUUUCGCACGCGCUGCAGCAGCCUGGCAGGGAGUCUGCAGAGGAAGCCGAGGGAGGGGGUCAUGAUGGCCCCCAUUCGCCGCAGACAUUCGAGCGCACCCAACCAUGUUCAGCCCUCCGAUGCAGACAAAAACCGCACCAUGCUCUUCCAGGUGGGGCGUUUUGAGGUAAACCUCAUAAGUCCAGACAGUAAAACAGUGGUGCUAGAGAAGAACUUUAAAGACAUCUCAUCCUGCUCUCAGGGUAUAAAGCAGACAGACCAUUUUGGAUUCAUCUGUCGGGACCCUGCGGAGUCUGGUCCCAGUCAGUACAUCUGCUAUGUCUUCCAGUGUGCCAGUGAGUCCCUGGUGGAUGAGGUGAUGCUGACCCUGAAGCAGGCCUUCAGCACAGCAGCCGCCUUACAAAGCAACAAGACUCAAAUCCAGCUAUGUGAAGCUUGCCCCAUGCAUGACCUGCACAAGCUCUGCGAGCGGAUUGAGGGUCUGUACCCGCCUAGAGCGAAGAUCGCCAUCCAAAAAUAUCUCUCCCAGCUGACUGACAAUGAGCAGGCAGAGAUUUUUGAGCGGGUUCAGAAAAUGAAGCCUGGCUCAGACCAAGAGGAGAAUGAGCUGGUGAUUCUCCAUCUGAGACAGUUGUGUGGAACCAAGCAGAAGUCCCACCUCCACAUCGGAGAGACCCCCCAGAAUGCGGCAAAUGCCUCAGCGGCGGGAGACGGCACAGCCACUGGCGGUCGCUUCAAACUAGAUAUCCUGAAGAAUAAAGCCCGCACCUCCCUCACCAACUCUCUGGAGAACAUCUUUUCAAGGGGUGCCAGCCGGAUGCGAGGCCGUUUGGGAAGCAUGGGAAGCAUUGGCAGUUUUGAGAGACAGGACGAGGAGUCUCCUGGUCACUCCCCUCCAGGUUCCCCUCUCAGUUUCCCUGACGAUGAUCCGGAGGGCGGCCUGCAGUUCCGUCGGCGUGCUCACACCUUCAGCCAUCCUCCUGUGAAGAAACGCAUCUCCUUCGAGGGCCAGCCGGCUAUCCAGAACAAACAGGCCCCGCUCCGCAGACAGCAGUCUGUUAACCCAGAGCUCCUGCAGAGCAGUCCUGCGUCCGUCUCGAGAACGCGCAGCGUCUCAGAGAGCGAGUCCUCCUUCGGCCUCCCUUCCUCCUUCUCCGCUCCCAUUUUCCUGAAAAGCUUUUACCAGGGCUCACUGGGGUCCCUGGGCUCCCUGGGUGACAGUGGGAGCCUCAAGAGUAAUGGGGAAGGCAGGAAGAGGACACUGUCCACCUGCAGCAGUGACUCUGUGAGCGGAGGGGGUCUUCCACCGACCCCACGCAGGGUCUCCUGGCGGCAGAAGAUCUUCCUGAGGGUCGCCUCGCCCAUGAACAAGCCUUCUGCCUCCAUGCAGCACCCAGACUGCGAUGCCAGGGAGCUGUUGCCCCUCUCUCCCCGUUCCUGCGACUCAAGUCAGGACCCCUUUGGGCGCUUGCUGCCCUCCUCAAGUGAGUCCCUGAGCGGGGAGAGGCCUAAGAGGACGGGCGCCGACUACCGUGCCCUCUGGAAGACGGCCAUCCACCAGCAGAUCCUCCUGCUGCGCAUGGAGAAGGAGAACCAGAGGCUGGAGGAAGCGAGCAGAGAUGAGCUGCACAUCCGCAAGAUGAAGCUGGACUACCAGGAAGUGGGCCAGUGCUCCAAAGAGGUGCAGGGGUUAUGGGAGAGGAAGCUCACCGCCCCGGGAAGAACAACAGUCCCACAAGACAAGGAGGAGAUGCACAAUGCACUCUGCCAAGGUGUUCCUAAGAACAGGCGAGGCGAGGUGUGGCUGCUGCUUUGCCAUCAACAUCGGUUGCGACACCGACUGCCUCCGCGCCAACAGGCCCCGGACACGCCGUAUCACGACCUGCUGAAGCAGCUCACGGCUCAGCAACACGCCAUCCUGGUGGAUCUAGGCCGGACGUUCCCCACUCACCAGUACUUCUCCGCCCAGCUGGGAGCAGGGCAGCUCUCCCUCUACAACCUGCUGAAAGCCUACUCUCUGCUGGACACAGAGGUGGGCUACUGCCAGGGGAUCAGCUUCGUGGCUGGAGUGCUGCUGCUGCACAUGAGUGAGGACCAGGCCUUCGACAUGCUCAAGUUCCUCAUGUACGACCUCGGCUUCAGGCGCCAGUACCGACCAGACAUGGUUUCACUACAGAUUCAGAUGUACCAGCUGUCACGGCUGUUGCACGACUACCACCGUGAGUUGUACAAUCACUUGGAGGAACACGAGAUCUGCCCGAGCCUCUACGCAGCACCAUGGUUCCUCACACUCUUCGCUUCCCAGUUCCCCCUCGGCUUCGUUUCCCGCAUCUUUGAUUUUUUAUUUGUCCAGGGAACUGAGGUGAUCUUUAAGGUGGCCCUGUGUCUCCUGAGCAGCCAUGAAGGGGAAAUAGUGGAGUGUGACAGCUUUGAGAGCAUCGUGGACUAUUUAAAAACUACAAUUCCCAAUCUUACCCAGACACAGAUGGAGCAGACAAUCACUAAGGUAUUGGAAAUGGACAUCUCCAAGCAGUUACAUGCAUACGAGGUGGAGUACCACGUCCUGCAGGAUGAGAUGCUGGAUUCGGGACCGCUGGCUGAUGAUUCUGACCGGCUGGACAAACUAGAAAAGACCAAUAUCCAGCUGAAGAAACAGAACAUGGACCUGCUGGAAAAACUUCAGGCUGCACGACAGAAGAUCCAGACGUUGGAGACGAACGUGGAGAACUUCCUGUCUCGGGAGAGCAAGAUGAAGCACAUGAUUCGCUCUCUGGAGCAGGAGAGGGUGGCCUACCAGAAGACCAUUGAACGCAUGCGCUCAUGCCUUCCCCCCGACGCCCUGGCAGAUGUGGAGAUGACCCAGAUCAAAACCGGACCCAACGGGAAAGCCAAACCAGCGGCCAAGAAGCCCUGAUGGCUACCAUGGGGUUGGAUGCUCUGGGCAGACACGCAGGCAGAGACUGCAGUGAACAAAUCGAGACUGGUUGAACACCGAGAAAUUCUUCUUGGUGGAAGGCUGGCGAGCUCAAAUGCUGUUUUUUUUUUUUUUUUUUUUGUAUCGCUGCACAAAGCAUGGCAGCGCUUUGUUAAUGAUGUCUGGACCUUCAGACGGGCAAAUAUCUGAGUGAUUAUAUACUCUGACUGCGGUGGUAGGAUGGUUCCUACUGUAUUAGCUCCAGACUGAUUCAUCAGUGCAUCAAAGCUACCAUUCGCUCUCAUCUGUAUCUGUGCCAGUUGAGAUCAAGAUGCACAACAUCCUUUUUUGUUUCUUUUUAGUAAUCACAGGGGCGUUUUUUCCGGUUUGCUACAAGUGAGAACUCUGCCUCUGCAACCUUUCUUAAGCACUGCCUUGAUGUAUAACCAAUCUCACCCUCUCAGUAGCUGCAACGGUGGACAGACGGUGCCUGUUAGAGCAACACGCUUUCAGCCUCAAACUCAACCUAUAGCCAGAAAUCACAUUGCUUUCUAAUUUCCUUUGUUUUGUUUUUUUUGUUUUUUUUUUAUCGCUAUACUUGAAAAUUUCGUGAAUGUACGUCUCCCUCCAAAGAGCAUUGUGUUAUUCUGAACUGUGACACCCACGUGCAGGUCGGGCUCCGCUGUUCGGCUCGCUCUCAGCAGCACACCACAAAAGGGAUGUCUUUUUGCUGCACUCGCGUGAGAGAACCAAAUGCUGAGCGCUCGCACUGCUGCUUUUUGGGGAGGAAGUGCUUCGUCCGAAGCCUAGACAGGAUGCGAGGUCGUCUGCCUUCUCAGCUUCCUGUGUGACUGACCGAGGUGUCACCCCGCCGUCAGCGCCGCACUCAGAUGCUGAGGCGCAGCUCGAGCUCCCCGAGAGGAACUUGUGGAGGAGCGAGAGAAGGCGGAGGACAGAUCUGAUUGAAUGCUGUGAUUCAAAUGCUUCUGUCUUAAAGGUCUAUGUGGCAUUUUUGUUUUUGUUACUGGCACUGUCGCUCUCUUCAGUCUCCUCCUGUAGCUCUUACAUGUGGGCCCACGAGCAGCCUGUGUUUCCCCGCGAGUUGAUGGCGAUGUCGCUUGCUUGAGAUUGCGAGGCAGCAUGUAUGCCUGUGGUUACAUCGCUGUUGGUCACAUGGUCUGCUUUCUGUUAGCAGGGAAAGCGUAUGAGUGCUUGAGGAAGGCCACACAGGAAACAAGGAGAGCAUAAAGAUGGCUCAUGGUUUCUUUUUGAGUGGAGAGGAGUCUGUAGGCCUACUCAGUAACACACAUGCACACACACACACACACACACAGAGACACACACAGACACAUACAGACAUUGAACUAGCUGACCCAGUGGACAGACAGUUCAAAUGUGUUCAAUGAGUGUCCCUGGCUCUCUCUCCAGUUGUUUUGAUUUAUCCCACCUCCGUGUCUGACUCACCAUCUCCAAUGGUUGUGAUUGAAAGAAAAACACUCCUGGGCCUAACUCCACUUCUAUACAACAUUUUUAUAUGGCAAAAAGGUAAUGUCUGAUUGGAAAAAAACACAGAAUAUUCAGUCGUUGUUAGCAGUCUCUAUCAGGCUUUCUGCCCUUGCCAUCAGUUGUUGUGACACGCUUAUGUCUCUUUCACUGUAAAGUUAGUUUGUAUUCAAGGUUUAGUCCUAGUGGAUGUUUUUUCUUUUUUUGGCAUACAAUGCAAUAUGUUCUCUUUUGCAAUGCUGUAUAGUUGCAUAGACCGAGAGCACUUGUCUACUUUGUACCUUUGCAGAACACAACAGCUUAUCCAAAUGAGCUAGAAGUUGAUAAAUCCAACCUGACGUUGUCUGUCAUGGUGGCGUGUUCCUGUGAUAUUGAGGCGUCAUUAUAAAAGUGUGCACCAACCUUUUCAGACAUAACAGACAAAUGGUCACCAGUGAACAGUAUGGAUUGUCUCUGCAGUUUGUACAACAUAUCAGGGAACUCCAUUUUAAAGCAUGUUGAAAAGACGCGUAGGAUACACUGCUUCCUGGGCUCUUUUUUGCCUGUAUUUAGCACCUUUUACGGUAUUUGUGCAUCAUUGACUAUCAAACUGUUCAACCAAAGAUGUGAUUAUUUCUUGAAAAAAAUCAGUUAAUCAAAAAUGCUGUAUUGUAUUUCUAUAUAUUAUGUGGUAAACUUGUUAUCACUACAUGUACUGUUGAGCAAACUGAGAGGAGCUUCUUCAUACAAAGACAAUAGUUCCAAAAGGAUACCAAAUACUGUCCGUAAAUAUUCACAUUAAAAAAAAAAAAACACUGCCCAUCAGCAGGCUUGUUUACCUGUCCUAACCCAACGUUUAUUUCUUCUCUCUCUCUUAUUGAUUAGUGCCAAAAGCUGAAGACGGCCUCUAUCAUCUGAGUGAUAUGAGAACAUUUUGGCAAUGAUAAAUCUGUCCAUACCUAAUGUAAAGCACAUCCUUAUGGUCAUCAAAGGGUUUUCUUUUAUCUUUAUAAUACCUCUGGUGCUUUCAAUCCCAACCCUUAAGUCGUGUUUGUAUCACUGCGUUUAAUCAUUGAGGGAAGACACACUCAAUAAAAAAAAGAUUGCUUGUUUUUCUGUCAACGUGAGGGCAACACAAAGCAAAGAAACUGUCAUGAGUUCUUCAAUAAACCUCACCAUGCCUUGUUUUCUAUCUA